Messenger RNA from Diaporthe batatas, 2037 nucleotides. RefSeq lists its product as uncharacterized. NCBI's taxonomy places the organism in Eukaryota, Fungi, Ascomycota, Sordariomycetes, Diaporthales, Diaporthaceae. The record is from RefSeq and is a predicted model, not a curated record. The transcript is spliced from 6 exons. The coding region runs from base 1 to 2037 and encodes 678 amino acids.
AUGGCUGUGGAGUCAUUACGGCGAGGCCGUGGCUUUCAUAAGAGGCGUCACAGGCUCAAUGCUGCCCGGGCUGAAUUAGCAGAGGCGGCGAAGGCGGUCGUGACGGAGACUGUGGAGCCUCCACUGGUGCGUCGGCAGGGAAAGGGCAAAGGCGGGGAUGGUAAAGGAGGUAAAGGCAAAGGCAAAGACGGCAAGGGGAAGGGUGCUGAGCCGUCUGCUGCCCCGGCUGCCUCCGCUCCCCCAUUAGUAGCUGCGCCUUUACCUACUGCGACUCCUCCGUCGAACUCAGUCGUGCUUAAUCCGGGCGUACCCGCGCAAGAGACGGUUGUGCCACCCGCCGUCGUCGAACAGUGUCACGACUUCGACGGCGGUGACCUCGGUGCAGACAACGCAGACCAGCAUACAGACCCAGACAACCUGACGACCAUCGUGAGUACACAGAUAGACACCUCGACGUCCCUGGUCGGUAGUUUGCAAACGUCCCUAACAUCCUUCACGAUCGCAUCUCCUCUCCCGACCUUGCAGACGAGUCUUGCCUCGGACGCCUCCUCAACGAGCACCCCAUUCGUCGCCUCUACCCCGUAUCAAGCUGCACCAUCCAGCACCACUACCGCACCUGCCUCGUCCCGAGCGCCGGCCAUCGCCCCCGGAACCAUAGCGGGCAUCGUGGUUGGGGUCCUUUCUUUAUUCUUUCUAGUCCUGGGAGCAAUAUGCCUCUUCUCCCGGCGCACACGGCGUCGCCUACUGGCCCCGGUGACGAGGCGCUUUACCAACAACACUCUGGUCAACAGCGACUCCCGGGGCAUGGGCUCGACAGGACGGCAGUCUGGGAGAGGUGGCGACAUGCACAAGUCCCUCGUGUCCGAGGCCGAGUCGAUGGCCUACACUACUAUCGACCAGCGCGACGUAAAGCCGCCGCCUAUGGCCAUGGUAGGGCCACCCAUGGGCUUGUCGCAGCACCCGGUCUUCAUGCCGCCACAUAAUGACCCCUCGAGGCCGAACUCGUGGCGGACAUGGCGGCCCAGUGCCACGUUUGCUCAGGGGCUCGACCCGCUCCCGGAUGACUUGCAGCUCCCGCCGCCGCCACCGCCGCACGCACUCACGGCGAGGUACUCGGGGCUCCCGCGAGGCUCCGGAGUAAGCACGGGCGGGGACAGUAGCACGCCCGAGUACGGCGCAUGGCCCCCGACGCCGUCGAACGCAAACCUCACCGCCCUGGCACCAGGCCCGGGGUACCGGCAACAGCAGCAGAACACCAAUCUCCCACCGGGCUACGUGGUGACCGCAAGUCCAGGCCGUGUACAGGACCGGGACUAUGAGAGGGGACAGCAGAUAGGCGAAGGGCAUGGGUCGUACUUGUCGUACUCGGAGACGCCGCUGGCAACGCCAAGAACGCCGAAGGUCGUGGAAGAGGUCUCACCGGUUGACAAUUGUGAUAACGACAGUGGGGAGGCCGGAGACGCCGGAAGGAGCAGAGAUAGAAACGACGAUGUCCAGGCCAGCGAGCACCGAGGAAGCGAUAACGACUACAGAAGAGGAGGAGGAGGAGUCAGCGGACUCGGCGAGCAUGACGAGAGCGGCGGCAUUCAAGAAGCGCGGCUGGGCCGGGAGGCUGGAGCGGGUGGCGGCCAUGGCGGCGGCCCGCAAGGGGUCGAGGAGGAGCCACCGCGCGAGCAAGGCCAGCAGGCGGAGCAGGACCAGCAAGACGAGCGCCCGAGCGAGCGUGGCGAGCAGGCUUUCGAGGAAGUCGAGGCAGUCGCGGCGGUCCAAGGACAGCCAGGGCGAAGAAGCAGCAGCACCGGAGGGUGGAGCCAGUGGUGGUCUUUCCGCCUAGCUCCGCCAUCCCGGGGUGACAGGGAGGCGUCGAGGUCAUCAUCGUCGUCGGCAGGGUUCUCGUGGUCCGAGGCGGCGAGUGAGCCGUACACGGCACCUCCUAGGGAUGGCUUCGGGCUGUCCAUCAUCGGCGCCAGGCAUGGCUCCAGCAGGUCGAGGGCUGCAGAGGAGGGCGCACAGGGGCCUUGUACCGCGCCCUUCUGA